This is a messenger RNA of Uloborus diversus, 1886 nucleotides long. RefSeq names its product zinc finger protein 239-like. Lineage: Eukaryota; Metazoa; Arthropoda; Arachnida; Araneae; Uloboridae. The transcript has a single exon. Bases 242 to 1276 code for a protein of 344 amino acids. The record is from RefSeq and is a predicted model, not a curated record.
GCUAUGGCAACGAUUGUACACGAAGCAAAUUCUGAAUCUAUAAUUUACUAAUUAUAUAUUUUCUUUUCCUGUCCUUGCACAGCAAGAAUAGUUAAAAACUAACUCUUGAUAAUUUGUUUUCUAAUUUGCAAAGAUACGUUUUGAAACUCGGUGUUCGACAAAGGUUGUAAGAUAUUGCUAAGCCUAUUGUACUUAAUUUGGAUUUAAUAUGUUUAAAUCAUUUUUUUAUUGAAUGUGAUUUAUGGCUGAUCAAGUGAAUAGUACGGAGUUGUCCAUAAUAAAAAUAGAGAAAGUUGAAUCUUUGUCUGAAAAUGAAAAUCCGGAAAUUGAAAUCUUACCUUCCACUAGCAACUGCGUUGAAAAUAAAUAUCUAUGUGAUGUUUGUCAACAAUCCUUUUCGUCAAAAAUAUUUUUAAAUCUUCAUAGUGCAUCGCACUCUGAAGGAAAUGCGUUAACAUGUGAAACGUGUGGUGAAACUUUUUCUCAGUCCGAAGAUUUCGCUGAUCACUGCGCAGAGCAUACUACAGAAGAGUAUUUGUGUUUUGCUUGCGAUGAAGUGUUUGAUAAUAAGAAUGAUUUUGAAGCUCAUCAGUUGAGCCAUAAGUUAUGUUGUGAUUCAUGCGAGAUGACGUUUGAAACGGAAGAAGAAAGCUUCUUACACUCACAAAGUCAUGACCCUGAAUUUUACAAAUGCAAAGUUUGUUACCGAUAUUUUUUAUCUAGAGCAAAAUUAGAUGGUCAUCUUGCAACUCAUAAGGAAAAGCCCAAACGUUUUGUCUGUGACAUUUGCAACAGGGAAUUUUCUAGACUCUCAAACUUCAAUAAACAUCAACUUACUCAUCAAAAUGUUAGACCUUUUACUUGUACAAUAUGUAACAAGUCAUUUACAGCUAAAGCCACAUUAGAUAUCCAUUAUGUCAUCCACAGUGGAACAAAGCCAUUUAAAUGUCUUAUUUGCAGCUGUGCGUUUACAAAUAAACGAGCUUUAAAAUACCACAGCUUAGUUCAUAUGCCUGAUCAACGCAGUACUUGUGAUAUUUGUGGGAAAGUAUUCACUACCAAAAAGAGACUUGAUAUGCAUUUCAAAAUUCAUACCAAUGAAAGACCUUACAAAUGUGACAUCUGUUCUCGAGGUUUUACCUAUAGUAGCCACUUGAAGAGACAUAUUCUAUGGCACAAUAACGAGCGUCCUUACGUUUGCCAAGUAUGCAAUUUUAGCUUUAUCCAAAAAUACCAAAGAACUUUGCAUAUGAGAGCUCGACAUGGAAUCUAUUAGUUGUUUAUUUUUAAAGCUUUGAUAUUUAAAUGCAAGAACACUAAAAAUGUAAUCUUGUAGCCAGUCGUUUUUAAGAUAGUCAUGUUUUAUCUGCAUGGAUUUCAUAUUCAUAAUCAAUAUUGUUGGAUUUAUUGUGUUUACAAUACUGUUUAAUAAUAGUUGGAACUUUUAAAAUGAAAAAUCCUUUAAUCAAAUGCAUUCAUUUGGUUUGUAGAUACCAUGGUUGUUGUUAUUUUAUUCAUAUUAUAUUUUGAAUAUAUUUAUUUUUCUUUGGUAUUCUAAAUCUUGAAUAUAGAAUAAAUGUAUGCUGAAAAGUUUCCAAUGAAAUUUUAUUUUGAACAAUUUUUUCUUCCUUUGGUUAAAUUAUAAAAUUUCAAAUAUCUUACACCGAUAAAAUGCAAAAAUUAUUUCUGUACUUCAUAGCCAGAGAAAUGUUAGUCACAUUAUUGCUACUUUGCAGGAGAACAAAAAAACUUUUCAUCAUGCUGUUUAAAUAGUUGUUGUAAAGUAAUUUUUUUUUCUAGAAACAUUAUGAUGACUUGAUGCAGAAAAGAAUUCUACAUAUAAAGAAGUAAAAAUCCUGAAAAUUGCCAUUUUUUGACUUACGUUC